AUGGCUUUAUCUCAGCACUACGAAAACAUCACCAACGCAUCCACACCAAGUCUCAGCUCAGAACACGAGAUUAAUCCUCAAGACCAGUGGCAUACCUGCUGGAAAAAGCUGCUCAAUACCAGACCCGCAAUCAAGAACAUCGCGCGAAACAUGUUCGAAAUGUCGCGCGGAAUCCUAUCACAAAAUCCAGCGUCGGCAAGCAAGGAAAAUCAGGUGGCUGUCGCGGUGGAACAAUGUGAAAUCGUCUGUGCGAUCGUCGCUUCCUGGGUGGUGCUCAAUAUGUGGCAGAUUUACUGA
This is a messenger RNA of Lithohypha guttulata, 297 nucleotides long. RefSeq lists its product as uncharacterized. NCBI's taxonomy places the organism in Eukaryota, Fungi, Ascomycota, Eurotiomycetes, Chaetothyriales, Trichomeriaceae. The transcript has 2 exons. Bases 1 to 297 code for a protein of 98 amino acids. The record is from RefSeq and is a predicted model, not a curated record.